GGUCCGGGUUCCUGUCAUCCAUCUGCUGGCCCUUUGGACCACUCAGCCACUGGCAUGCUUUCCAAGUCUGUAUCCAUGAGUGGCAUCAAUUGCUUCUUGGGCUGCUCAGAUCCAGCUGGGAAUUUGUCCCAGUCCUCUGCCGCUGACCUCAGCCAAAGCUGUAGCCAACUGGAAGGGGGCUCAGGUACCUGGGCAGGCUCCUCCCUGCGACGGACCCUCAGCUUCAUCCUGGGCAUGACCGGAAAGGCCAAGAGCCGGGAAAAGGAGAAGAUGAAGGAAGCCAAGGAUGCCCGCUAUACCAACGGGCACCUCUUCACCACCAUCUCCGUUUCGGGCAUGACCAUGUGCUAUGCCUGUAACAAGAGCAUCACAGCCAAGGAAGCCCUCAUCUGCCCAACCUGCAAUGUGACUAUCCACAACCGCUGUAAAGACACCCUCGCCAACUGUACCAAGGUCAAGCAGAAGCAACAGAAAGCUGCCCUGCUGAAGAACAACACUGCCUUGCAGUCUGUUUCACUUCGCAGUAAGACCACCACCCGGGAGCGGCCUAGCUCUGCCAUCUACCCCUCCGACAGCUUCCGGCAGUCUCUGCUUGGCUCCCGCCGCGGCCGCUCCUCCUUGUCUUUAGCCAAGAGUGUUUCUACCACCAACAUUGCUGGACACUUCAAUGAUGAGUCUCCACUGGGGCUGCGCCGGAUCCUCUCCCAGUCCACAGACUCCCUCAACAUGCGGAACCGGACCCUGUCAGUGGAGUCCCUCAUCGAUGAAGGUGCAGAGGUGAUCUACAAUGAGCUGAUGAGUGACUUUGAGAUGGAUGAGAAGGACUUUGCAGCUGAUUCCUGGAGCCUUGCUGUGGAUAGCAGCUUCUUGCAGCAGCAAAAGGAGGUGAUGAAGCAGCAGGAUGUCAUCUACGAGCUAAUCCAGACAGAGCUGCACCAUGUGCGGACGCUGAAGAUCAUGACCCGCCUCUUCCGCACGGGGAUGCUGGAAGAGCUGCAGCUGGAGCCAGGGGUGGUCCAGGGCCUGUUCCCCUGCGUGGAUGAGCUCACUGACAUCCACACACGCUUCCUCAGCCAGCUGUUAGAACGCCGGCGCCAGGCCCUGUGUCCCGGCAGCCCCCGGAACUUUGUCAUCCAUCGCUUGGGUGACCUGCUCAUCAGCCAGUUCUCAGGUCCCAGCGCAGAGCAGAUGCGUAAGACCUACUCAGAGUUCUGUAGUCGCCACACCAAGGCCUUAAAGCUCUAUAAGGAGCUGUACGCCCGAGACAAACGCUUCCAGCAGUUCAUCCGGAAAGUGACCCGCUCAGCUGUGCUGAAGCGGCAUGGGGUACAGGAGUGCAUCCUGCUGGUGACUCAGCGCAUCACCAAGUACCCGGUGCUCAUCAACCGGAUCCUGCAGCAUUCCCAUGGGAUUGAGGAGGAACGCCAGGACCUGACGGUGGCACUGGGGCUGGUGAAGGAGUUGCUGUCCAACGUGGAUCAGGAUGUGCAUGAGCUGGAGAAAGGGGCCCGCCUGCAGGAGAUCUACAACCGCAUGGACCCUCGGGCCCAGACCCCGGUGCCUGGCAAGGGUCCCUUUGGCCGAGAGGAGCUUCUGCGGCGCAAGCUCAUCCACGAUGGGUGCCUGCUCUGGAAGACAGCAACUGGGCGCUUCAAAGAUGUGCUGAUGCUGCUGAUGACAGAUGUGCUGGUGUUUCUCCAGGAGAAGGACCAGAAGUACAUCUUUCCUGCCCUGGACAAGCCCUCGUUGGUAUCACUGCAGAAUCUAAUCGUGCGGGACAUUGCCAACCAGGAGAAAGGGAUGUUUCUGAUCAGCGCGGCACCCCCUGAGAUGUAUGAAGUCCACACGGCAUCCCGGGAUGACCGGAGCACCUGGAUCCGCGUCAUUCAGCAGAGCGUGCGCGUAUGCCCAUCCAGGGAGGACUUCCCCCUGAUUGAGACAGAGAAUGAGGCUUACCUGCGACGUAUGAAGAUGGAGCUGCAGCAGAAAGACCGGGCAUUGGUGGAGCUGCUGCAGGAGAAGGUUGGGCUGUUUGCCGAGAUGACCCAUUUCCAAGUGGAAGAGGAUUGCGGCAGUGGGAUGCCCCUGCCCACCCUGCCCAGGGGCCUUUUCCGCUCUGAGUCCCUCGAGUCCCCUCGUGGCGAGCGGCUGCUACAGGAUGCCAUCCGUGAGGUGGAGGGCCUGAAAGACCUACUGGUGGGGCCUGGAGCAGAGCUGCUCUUGACACCCCGGGAGCCAGCCCUGCCCGUGGAACUAGACAGCGGUGGUAACACGAGUCCUGGGGUCACUGCCAAUGGUGAGGCUAGAACCUUCAAUGGCUCAAUUGAGCUCUGCAGAGCCGACUCGGACUCCAGCCAGAAGGAUCGAAAUGGAAAUCAGCUGAGAUCUCCCCAGGAGGAAGCGUUGCAGCGACUGGUCAAUCUCUACGGACUUCUACAUGGCCUACAGGCGGCUGUGGCCCAGCAGGACACUUUGAUGGAAGCCCGGUUCCCGGAGGGCCCUGAGCGGCGGGAGAAGCUGACCCGAGCCAACUCCCGGGAUGGGGAGGUUGGCAGAGCCGGAGCUGUGACUCCUGAAAAGCAAGCUACAGAACUGGCGUUGCUGCAGCGGCAACAUGCGCUGUUGCAGGAGGAGCUGCGGCGCUGCCGGCGGCUUGGCGAAGAGCGGGCAACUGAGGCCGGCAGCCUGGAAGCCCGGCUCCGGGAGAGCGAGCAGGCCCGAGCUCUGCUGGAGCGGGAGGCUGAAGAGGCUCGCAGGCAGCUGGCCGCCUUGGGCCACACAGAACCACUCCCGGCUGAGGCACCCUGGGCCCGCAGGCCUCUAGAUCCUCGACGUCGCAGCCUCCCUGCAGGCGAUGCCCUGUACUUGAGUUUCACGCCCCCACAGCCCAGCCGAGGCCACGACCGCCUGGAUUUGCCUGUGACUAUUCGCUCCAUCCAUCGACCCUUUGAGGAUCGAGACAGGCAGGAGCUGGGAAGUCCAGAGGAGCGGCUGCAAGAUAGCAGUGACCCCGACACCGGCAGUGAGGAGGAAGGUAGCAGCCGUCUAUCUCCGCCCCAUAGUCCGCGAGACUUCACCAGAAUGCAGGACAUCCCGGAAGAGACUGAGAGCCGCGACGGGGAGCCUGUAGCUCCAGAGAGCUAAGGGGGCCCCUCCCCCCUACCCUGUGUCCCCUUGAAGAACAUUGCUGAGGGAGGCAAACCUUGGGGACUCCAAUCUGCCAGUGACAAGGGAACAUUUGAAAGAACUGCUGAUUGUUCUUGCCAGCUCUUGGGAUCCUUGGAUACUGGAGCUUAGGGAGCUGGGGGAAUUAGGCCACAGUGCCCCCUGGUGGCAUCCAGAAGCUACACCACAGAUGCCAAUUUUUUCAUGCCUUCCUCCCUCUACUUUAGGAAAAUUUAUUUAUUUAUUGUUUAUUAGUUAUGGAGGGAGAGGGGAGAUUUAAAGGACCAGGGACAUGGGAACCAAGCCAUAGGGAUCGGGGGCCUUGUCCUUUAACACUACUGGGGUUUAUUCAGGCUUAAC
Messenger RNA from Vicugna pacos (alpaca), 3525 nucleotides. It is a transcript of the gene ARHGEF2, whose product is annotated as Rho/Rac guanine nucleotide exchange factor 2. Gene Ontology annotation, cellular component: ruffle membrane; cytoskeleton. Gene Ontology annotation, biological process: regulation of Rho protein signal transduction; positive regulation of neuron differentiation; actin filament organization. Gene Ontology annotation, molecular function: microtubule binding; guanyl-nucleotide exchange factor activity. NCBI's taxonomy places the organism in Eukaryota, Metazoa, Chordata, Mammalia, Artiodactyla, Camelidae. The record is from RefSeq and is a predicted model, not a curated record.